Geodia barretti is the source of this 347-nucleotide messenger RNA. NCBI's taxonomy places the organism in Eukaryota, Metazoa, Porifera, Demospongiae, Tetractinellida, Geodiidae. The record is from the annotation of a GenBank genome assembly.
UUAGAAUAAUGCUUUCUUCGGCCCUCUGCCCGUCCGACAGAGUUGCUCGGCAGGUGUACGCGGUCCCAUCCAGUCCCAUAUUGCCAGGAUUGAGGGUGAGCACAAUGGAAUUGUCGCCCAUCACUGUCUCAAUUGCGUCGCUUGUUCCGAGCCCGACAAGAAACCACUCCAUCUUCGUAACAUUAGCAUCUCCGUUCCACGAGCAAACAAUGUCCCGGGAUACUCCGAUGAUCAGCGGCUCCUCGUGGCCUGUGAUGUCCAGUUGGCCUGCACAGACUAAAAAAAGUUGCUGGCGCAGGUAGCUAGCGCAUGAAAGGGAAUCAAACCCUGAGUUCACCUCCACCCCA